AUGGCGGCUGAACCUAUGGCCACUACAGGCCCCAACCACAAGAAGGUCGCCUACUUCUAUGACUCCGAUGUGGGAAACUACGCCUAUGUCUCGGGCCACCCGAUGAAGCCUCAUCGCAUUCGCAUGACCCACAGCUUGGUCAUGAACUAUGGCCUAUACAAGAAGAUGGAGAUUUACCGUGCGAAGCCUGCGUCAAAAUACGAAAUGACCCAAUUCCACACCGACGAAUAUAUUGACUUCCUUGGGAAGGUCACCCCCGACAACAUGGAUCAGUUCUCCAAAGAGCAGAGCCGAUACAAUGUUGGUGACGAUUGCCCAGUAUUCGACGGCCUUUUUGAGUUCUGUGGAAUCAGCGCGGGCGGCAGUAUGGAAGGUGCUGCACGGUUGAAUCGCGGAAAGUGUGAAGUUGCAGUAAACUGGGCUGGUGGUCUGCACCACGCGAAGAAGAGCGAAGCCAGUGGUUUUUGUUAUGUCAAUGAUAUUGUGCUCGGCAUUCUCGAGCUGUUACGAUUCAAACAGCGCGUGCUUUAUGUUGAUAUUGAUGUUCACCACGGUGAUGGUGUCGAAGAAGCCUUUUAUACCACUGAUCGUGUGAUGACCGUGUCUUUCCACAAGUACGGCGAGUACUUCCCUGGUACUGGAGAGCUCCGCGAUAUCGGUGUCGGCGCAGGAAAGAACUACGCUGUCAAUUUCCCUCUUCGAGAUGGUAUCAACGAUGCUUCCUACCAGAGCAUUUUUGAACCCGUCAUCAAGAGUGUGAUGGAAUGGUACCGCCCGGAAGCUGUGGUGUUGCAGUGUGGUGGUGAUAGUUUGUCUGGCGACCGUCUGGGAUGCUUUAAUUUGAGUAUGCGUGGACACGCCAACUGCGUCAACUUUAUUAAGAGCUUUGACCUCCCAACUCUGAUUCUCGGUGGUGGUGGUUACACAAUGCGCAAUGUGGCACGUACCUGGGCUUUCGAGACAGGUAUUCUUGUUGGAGACAACUUGGAAUCUGAGUUACCAUACAAUGAUUACUACGAGUAUUUUGCUCCCGACUACGAGCUUGAUGUUCGCCCUUCCAAUAUGGACAAUGCCAACACAAAAGACUACCUGGACAAAAUCCGUAUUCAAGUUAUUGAGAACCUGAGGCGUACAGCCUUUGCGCCUUCAGUUCAGAUGACGGAUGUGCCACGUAACCCGCUUGUUGAUGGUAUGGACGACGAGGCUGAUGACGUUAUGGAUGACCUGGAUGAAGAUGAGAAUAAGGACAAGAGAUUCACUCAACGACGUUUCGAUCAGUAUGUGGAAAAGCCCGGCGAGCUGAUGAGUGAUAGCGAGGAUGAGGAGGAAAAUGCCGCCAACGGUAUCCGUCGCCAACCUGGUGCUAUGCGCCGCCGAAACCAGACCAACUACAGGAACCUGGACGACUCCGGCCUUGACAGUGGAAUGGCAACUCCUGCAGAUGCAUCAUCGGUUGGAGAUGGAGAUAUGGAUCCUACUAUGGACACCAGCAUGACCGACAUCCCACGGACAGACCCAGAGACACUGACUGGAGCGGCCGCUUCAAAUGGCCAAGAUACUCCCGUCGAUGCUGAUCAAAUGGUUGUGGAAGGCGAGGACAACGUCCGAUCUGCUGCCGGCUCUCAGCAGCCUUCUCCUCCCCCACAUGACGCGGAUACCUUGAUGGAAGACGCUGCCCCUGCCCCAGAAGAACCGUCUGAAUCCAUCAUUGAUGCGCAAGACACCAAGCCCGCAACAUCACCUGCUGCUGAAGAUUCUUCCAAGGCACCUGUGUCUCCACCCCAGGCUCAGUCGCCUCCCAAAGAGUCUUCUGUUCCUGCAGCCGAGCAAGGCGCGGAAACACCCUCGGCUGGGUCAGUUCCAUCUGGAGGUUCAGAGACCCAAGGGCCAGCCACGGACUCGAUUGCCCAACCUUCCAAGCAGGAAGAGUGA
This is a messenger RNA of Penicillium verhagenii, 1932 nucleotides long. RefSeq names its product histone deacetylase RPD3 (gene rpdA). Gene Ontology annotation, molecular function: histone deacetylase activity. The transcript has 4 exons. NCBI's taxonomy places the organism in Eukaryota, Fungi, Ascomycota, Eurotiomycetes, Eurotiales, Aspergillaceae. The record is from RefSeq and is a predicted model, not a curated record. Bases 1 to 1932 code for a protein of 643 amino acids.